This is a messenger RNA of Acanthopagrus latus (yellowfin seabream), 1686 nucleotides long. It is a transcript of the gene cdx4, whose product is annotated as caudal type homeobox 4. Gene Ontology annotation, molecular function: RNA polymerase II transcription regulatory region sequence-specific DNA binding; DNA-binding transcription factor activity, RNA polymerase II-specific. The record is from RefSeq and is a predicted model, not a curated record. The transcript has 3 exons. Gene Ontology annotation, biological process: animal organ morphogenesis; regulation of transcription by RNA polymerase II; anterior/posterior axis specification. Gene Ontology annotation, cellular component: nucleus. Bases 326 to 1141 code for a protein of 271 amino acids. NCBI's taxonomy places the organism in Eukaryota, Metazoa, Chordata, Actinopteri, Spariformes, Sparidae.
GGGACAGGCGCGAGGGGACAGCUGGGGCCGGCAGCGUCGGUCACUCUCAUUUGAAUGCAAAUCUUCAAGAGUUGAGGAGUUGGCUGACGUCAGGAAGGCCUUAGUAUACCUUUACCGUCUUGUCAACAGAGCCACAUCAUGUGAGACUGCAGACAGACUGGACCUACGGCGCAUUUCACACUGGGAACCCAUUUGGACUACACAAACAGCAGAAGGAUUGUUUUUUCUUUUUGAGAGUUUCAGGGCCGCAAUGUCGCCUUAAUACGGGCCACAACAUCCUCCCCUUUUGCUGUUUUUAUCACAUUCAGCUGUUUUUGUACAAAUCAUGUAUGUGGGAUAUCUUCUGGAUAAAGAAAGCGGCAUGUAUCACCAAGGGCCAGUGAGAAGAUCGAGCAUCAACCUGCCCCCACAGAACUUUGUUUCGACACCACAGUACCCCGACUUUACCGGAUACCAUCAUGUGCCGAACAUGGAUACGCACGCACAGUCGUCGGGGAGUUGGGGACCUUCGUAUGGAGCCCCACGGGAGGACUGGGGCGCUUACAGUCUGGGCCCACCCAAUACUAUUCCCACACCCAUGAACAACUCGUCUCCAGGACAGGUUCCUUACUGCUCGUCUGAGUACAGUCACAUGCAUCCUCCAGGAGCUGCGGUGUUACAGCCGCCGCCGGAGAACGUAAAUGUUGGACAACUUUCUCCCGACAGAGAAAGACGCAAUUCGUUCCAGUGGAUGAGUAAAACUGCGCAAUCAUCUUCCACAGGUAAAACAAGAACGAAGGAGAAGUACAGGGUAGUUUACACAGACCACCAGCGGCUGGAGCUGGAGAAGGAGUUUCACUUCAACAGAUACAUCACCAUCAGGAGGAAGUCAGAGCUGGCGGUCAACCUCGGCCUGUCGGAAAGACAGGUGAAAAUCUGGUUCCAGAACCGCAGAGCCAAAGAGAGGAAGCUGAUCAAGAAGAAGCUGGGUCAGUCUGACGGCAGCGGCGGUUCUGUGCACAGCGACCCGGGAUCAGUGAGCCCUCUGCCGGUGCCGGGCUCUCUCAGCCCCUCAGACAUCCACGGCUCUCUGUACCCUCCCCAGGGAAUGAACACCUUGCCAUCUAUCAGGAAUAUACAGCAGGUGACAGUGACUCAGUGAAGCAGCUCACCUGUGGCCGUCCGGACCACCGAACACAAUAACUGAGCACUCCGACCUGCUGACAGGACACCUGACAGGCAGCAGGGGAUCUGAACUGUCGUCCUGCAGCACCGAGCUUGUGGAUAAAGAUGUCAUUUUACAGCAACGAAAUGCUGGAGGCUCUUCCAAAAAUAUUGCUUUUUUUAUAGAAUAGAUCUAAUAACGUGGGGAUUUAAAGAAAAAACAAAAAUCAAAAAAUCGACGUGUUUCAAACUUAAAAGCUUUAAAUUUUGUUUGUGAGUUAAGAAGAUAUAAAUAUCCUUUUUGGGUUUUUUUUGUUUUUUGUUUUUGUUUUUUUGUAUGUGAUGAAGUGUUUGUGAAUAAAAGAUGAGAACUCAGGGACGUUGUUAAUGAAGCUGUGUGUAGCUCAGGUCAAAACUGGACGACCUGCUUUGACUUUGACAAAUCAUUUACACUCGUUUAUUUCAGCACAAUUUUUGAAUGAUACGGGUCGUUUGGUGGCAACGCUCAUAAAAAUGUAAAUAAAAUGUUUUUCUUUUGCAGUA